This is a messenger RNA of Brugia pahangi, 267 nucleotides long. Lineage: Eukaryota; Metazoa; Nematoda; Chromadorea; Rhabditida; Onchocercidae. The record is from the annotation of a GenBank genome assembly.
AUGACAGAGAAUAGGAAUAACGCUGAUUUGCGAUAUACCUUUGAUGUGGCAGAAGUUGACCCAAAAAGACAAUCAAUGUCCUGGUCACACCUUUUUAGCCGCAGCAAACGUUGUUAUUCGUAUGCCCUCCGGGUAUAUCCCAAGUGCCGGUGUGCCAUCAGUGCAUCAGGUUUUACAACACAGAUGGUCAUCAGUAGAUCAUCACCCGGAGGGCUCGUGGUCAGAGAUCUGUUAGCCGGUAGUGGAAUGACGGCUGUGGUAGCGUAG